Messenger RNA from Paramecium octaurelia, 1076 nucleotides. Lineage: Eukaryota; Ciliophora; Oligohymenophorea; Peniculida; Parameciidae. The record is from the annotation of a GenBank genome assembly.
UAAAUGGCAGGCGGAUUGGAAAGAGUGUAUGGAACAGAAGAAGACAAAGUAUGAUUAACACUCCUAAUAUUAGGUGAAUUGUUCAUUUUAUAUCAAAAUUGGAGCUUGUCGUUAUGAAAACAAAUGUUAAAGAAUCCAUAGCAUCCCUCCAAUUUCUUAGACAAUUUUAUUUAAAGUAAGAAAUUGUGAUAUAAUGGUCAGCAUAUGUAUUAAAACUCUCCAAUGGAAGUGGCAAUAGCUUCAGGAAAUGCAGUGUCUUAAGCGGGUAUUGAGGAGGCAUUGGAGAAAUUCGAAAACUUUUAUGAAGACGUAUUUUUGAAAGUAAAAAGAGGAUAAUUAUGUUAAGUUAGCAGAGUUUGGUGAAAUAGAGGAUUUGAUAGUAUGCGAAAACAUUGGCGAUCAUUUAGUAGGAAAUGUGUAUGUGAAAUAUACAUCUGAAUUGUUUGCAGAGUCAUGCUUCAAUGCUCUUUAGAAUUUAUCAUAUGAAAAUAGGCCUUUGUAGAUGGAAUAUUCGCCUGUGCUAGAUUUUAGCAGUGCUAAAUGCAAAUAAUACAUUGAUGGGACAUGUUAAAGGUAUUAAAUUAGAAAUGAAUGAUUUACAGAGGUGGAGCAUGCAACUAUCUACAUCUAAAGAAGAUAUCCACAAAAUUUAAGAAGAGUUUGUUCAAUCAAAUGUAUGAAGAGCAUCCAGAAUAUAGAGAGAAAAAGGAGAAAGAAGUCAAUAUUGAGUAAGACAUUGUUGUGAUGUUUAGAAAGAGUCCCAAGAAACAUAAAAAGAAGGAGAAGAAAAGCAAAAAGAAGAAAAGUAGUAGUAGUAGAGAAUCUAGUCGUAGAAAUUCUAUUGAAAGACAAAAAAUGAUUAAUGAUUGGAAUGAAACUGGUAUCCAAAAUGUAAAUUAUACCCCAUUAUCUUAUUCAUAUAGGUUUCGUAAGCUCAAAAAAUGAUGUAUGGAAAUAAUAUGCCUGCUCCAGUUUACACUCCUAAAGUAUCGAUGAGAACAAGUCCUGAAUUAUUAUAAUUACAACUAUAAUUAGCUGCUUUGAAAGAACAAUUAGCUGCAAUUAAGAUGAGUUGA